This is a messenger RNA of Exophiala aquamarina CBS 119918, 441 nucleotides long. RefSeq lists its product as uncharacterized. Gene Ontology annotation, molecular function: calcium ion binding. NCBI's taxonomy places the organism in Eukaryota, Fungi, Ascomycota, Eurotiomycetes, Chaetothyriales, Herpotrichiellaceae. Gene Ontology annotation, cellular component: myosin II complex. Gene Ontology annotation, biological process: mitotic actomyosin contractile ring assembly. The coding region runs from base 1 to 441 and encodes 146 amino acids. The record is from RefSeq and is a predicted model, not a curated record. The transcript has 2 exons.
AUGGCUAACAUGCAAACCUCCCAGACUUCCACCAACUACAAAGAAGCCUUUUCUCUGUACGACAAGCGCGGUAAUGGCCGUGUCGCCCUCGAAUCACUCGGUGACCUUCUCCGUGCCUGCGGACAAAAUCCCACCCUGGCCGAGAUCAGAGAUUUAGAGAAGAAUGUGGGCGGAGAUUUUGACUUCGAUUCCUUCAGCAAAGUCCUCAAUCGACCCGGUGGUUUCAGAGACCCUGGCGAGCCUGAGGAAUAUUGUCGUGGCUUCCAAGUGUUCGACAAAGACAUGACUGGUUUCAUUGGGGUCGGCCAAUUGCGCUACAUUCUGACCAAUUUGGGCGAGAAGAUGAGCGACGAAGAAGUCGAUGAGCUCCUGAAGGCCGUCGAUACCAGCAGUGGUGAGAUCAACUACAUGGAACUUGUGCGGACCAUUCUUGCAAACUAG